UUCAUAAUUUUCUGGGUAUAAAGAAUCCUAACCUAACCAAUAAUCAUUUUUAAGUAAGUGUCCGAUCUGGCAGACAACGAAUCAUAAUCCGAAAAACGUGUUGUGUCCUAUCUGUCUCUCUUUCCUAUAUUUUCUUCGAACUUUAACCGCCAGCUCGUACAUCGAAUCGAAUCGAAAGCACAGAGGAAAAAUCUUGGGACCUUUGUCUGCCUAAGAUUUUUCCAUCUUCAAUGGCCGGAUCGAAGCACCUUUCAGAUGAGAAUGUAAAAGCAUCUAAUAUAUUUGAAAGAGCCAAGGAGGAGAUCCAGGAGAAAAUAAUGCAUCAUUAUCAAAAGGAAACUCAUGGCACUGACAACUACAUUGAUGAAAACACCCCAUUGGAUAAUGUGAAAGCUCCUAAUGUGUUUGAGCGAGCAAAGGAAGAGAUUGAGGCUCUGAUUCAAACUAUCCACACCAAGAAAGAGUCUGAAACUCAGGAAAAAAGAGAUCAAUCUGUUGAGGUAGAGGCAGAAAACGCUUUCAAACCGCUCAAUUUAAUUGGAAGAGCUAAGGAAGAGAUUGAAGCAAUGAUUCAUCCUGAUAAGUCAACUCACGUUCAUAACAUAGAAACUCAUGGCAGAAAUGAUGAUAUUGAUGAAAACACUCCCAUUGAUGAGAUCAAAGGGCCAAUUAUUUUUCAAAGAGCCAAGGAAGAAAUGGAAGCCCUUGUCGAAACUAUCCACCACCCUAAGAAGGAAUCCAGUGAUUCUGUUCCCUCUUCACCACCAGUAAGGGAAAGUGGGUUUGCAGCUUCUAUUGGGAGAGGGCUUGAAAAAGUAUGUUCACCAGUUGGAAAAGGGCUUGAAAAAGUUUGUGCUCCUCGAGGUAAUAAGAAAGAUUAAACUGAAAAGUACUGUCAUAGCAAUGAUAUCUUGCUCGCUUGUUUUCUUGAGUAACAAUUACAGGGUACGAGAUAGUUCAUUGUUUUUCAUUACCCAUUUCAUUGAUGUGCUUGUUUGGCUGAGAAUCUGAAUUUUUAUCAAAUCCAUCUGUGGUUUUUAUAACAGGAUUUGGUUUUGAUAUCAAAA
Molecule: messenger RNA, 1067 nt
Organism: Jatropha curcas
Lineage: Eukaryota; Viridiplantae; Streptophyta; Magnoliopsida; Malpighiales; Euphorbiaceae
Product: DEAD-box ATP-dependent RNA helicase
Source: RefSeq, a predicted model, not a curated record